Tupaia belangeri chinensis (Chinese tree shrew) is the source of this 5214-nucleotide messenger RNA. RefSeq names its product sorting nexin 27 (gene SNX27). NCBI's taxonomy places the organism in Eukaryota, Metazoa, Chordata, Mammalia, Scandentia, Tupaiidae. Gene Ontology annotation, cellular component: early endosome. Gene Ontology annotation, molecular function: phosphatidylinositol-3-phosphate binding; protein binding. The record is from RefSeq and is a predicted model, not a curated record. Gene Ontology annotation, biological process: signal transduction; intracellular protein transport; endocytic recycling.
CGUCAAGUCCGAGUCCGGCUACGGCUUCAACGUGCGGGGCCAAGUGAGCGAGGGCGGGCAACUGCGGAGCAUCAACGGGGAGCUGUACGCGCCGCUGCAGCAUGUGAGCGCCGUGCUGCCCGGGGGGGCGGCCGAUCGGGCCGGGGUGCGCAAGGGGGACCGCAUCCUGGAGGUGAACGGCGUGAAUGUUGAGGGGGCGACACACAAGCAGGUGGUGGACCUGAUCCGAGCAGGCGAGAAGGAAUUGAUCUUGACAGUGUUAUCUGUACCUCCUCAUGAGGCAGAUAACCUAGAUCCCAGCGACGACUCGUUGGGGCAAUCAUUUUAUGAUUACACAGAAAAGCAAGCAGUGCCCAUAUCGGUCCCCACAUACAAACAUGUGGAGCAGAAUGGUGAGAAGUUUGUGGUCUACAAUGUUUACAUGGCAGGAAGGCAGCUGUGUUCUAAGAGGUACCGGGAGUUUGCCAUCCUACAUCAGAACCUGAAGAGAGAGUUUGCCAACUUCACAUUUCCCCGACUUCCAGGAAAGUGGCCAUUCUCAUUGUCAGAACAGCAGUUAGAUGCCCGACGUCGGGGGUUAGAAGAAUAUCUAGAAAAAGUAUGUUCAAUACGAGUCAUUGGUGAGAGUGACAUAAUGCAGGAAUUCCUAUCAGAAUCAGAUGAGAACUACAAUGGUGUGUCCGACGUAGAGCUGAGAGUAGCAUUACCGGACGGAACAACGGUGACAGUCAGGGUUAAAAAGAAUAGUACUACAGACCAAGUGUAUCAGGCCAUUGCAGCAAAGGUUGGCAUGGACAGUACGACAGUGAAUUACUUUGCCUUAUUUGAAGUGAUCAAUCAUUCCUUUGUGCGUAAGCUGGCACCUAAUGAAUUUCCUCAUAAACUCUACGUCCAGAAUUACACAUCCGCAGUGCCAGGCACCUGCCUGACCAUUCGAAAGUGGCUUUUUACGACAGAAGAAGAAAUCCUCUUAAAUGACAAUGACCUUGCUGUUACCUACUUCUUUCAUCAGGCUGUGGAUGAUGUGAAGAAAGGUUACAUCAAAGCAGAGGAAAAGUCUUACCAAUUACAGAAGCUAUAUGAACAAAGGAAAAUGGUCAUGUACCUCAACAUGCUAAGGACUUGCGAGGGCUACAAUGAAAUCAUCUUCCCCCACUGUGCCUGCGACUCCCGGAGGAAGGGGCACGUUAUCACAGCCAUCAGCGUCACGCACUUUAAACUACACGCCUGCACCGAGGAAGGCCAGCUGGAGAACCAGGUAAUAGCGUUUGAAUGGGAUGAGAUGCAGCGAUGGGAUACAGAUGAAGAAGGAAUGGCCUUCUGUUUCGAAUAUGCACGAGGAGAGAAGAAGCCUCGAUGGGUUAAAAUCUUCACCCCAUAUUUCAAUUAUAUGCAUGAAUGCUUUGAGAGAGUGUUCUGCGAGCUCAAGUGGAGAAAAGAGAACAUUUUCCAGAUGGCGAGGUCACAGCAGAGGGAUGUGGCCACCUAGCCUUUCCUUACUCGCCCCUUCCCUUCUCUUCACCCUCAUCCUCUUACCCUUUCAUCUCCCAUGUCAGACAGAGUAACCAUUAACACUCAAAAGAAGAGAAAAAGGAAACAAAGUCAUUAUAUUCAAAAGCCCUCAACUAAAUAUUAUUAAUAACCCCCCUGAAUUUCAUGUCUCUUGAAUUGAGCUGGUAGAGAACGACAGAUUGAAGUGAACUGAGUUAAGACAGGAAAAGAAAUAAGCCCAACCAACUCACCAAAGGUAUCUUUGUCCUUUCACCUGGGCCUCAUACCAACAGACUCUCCUUGUACUAUAUUUUUAAAACUGGAACUAUGAACUUCAUCCAUUUGCACUGUUCAGACAUAUAUAUGUAUGUAUGUAAAAAACUUAUAUAUACACAAAUUAGCUGCACGUAUAUACAUAUAUAUAUUUCUUUUUAAAUUUCAUAUCAAUGGCAGUACCUUUUUUAGCUUGUGUUUUUACACACCUUUCACUAGAAUUCAUGACCUAUCUCUUGCUCUCUUUAUUUUGACACAAACUUUAAAAAGGAAAAAAAAAAAACAUUUUACAGGGAAAAAUACCUCUCCUCAUGAAGGACUUGAAACGUUUACAACCUGCUUGGGUUUUUCCCCCCUUUUUUGUAUUGAGUACUGAUUCUGGCUCGUGGUUUGCCAUAGAGUCUGAGGAGCAAGGAGUGUAGUUUCUUUAUCUUCCAAGAGGGUGCUGGGCAAGAAAAAGGUGUGUUUCUCAAGAGCAGCAAGGCUGCAGAUCUGCAGGGAGAGUCUAAAGACUUGGUGGUCUUCUGAGUCCAGGCCCUUUUCCUGGCACAUCUCUCUCCCAUGCAUGGCUUCCGGCCACGUUCUGCGUCUCCUUCCUACUUCCUCGGGCCCCUACGAUGCUUUCCUCCAACCGGCCCAGAGGAAGUGCGAGUGGGCUCAGAAGGCAGAUGCCCCGGGAAUCUGAAACACUUCCUGGUGUAAUUUCCUGUUUCCCUGCCUUGUCUGUGGCAGGGAUUUUGUAGGGACCAGAGUUAAAGCCGAUACCUUGGGCACAGAGGUUGGACUUGCAUGGGGAAAAGAAGGCAGCAGCGCCCUGUGUACAUGAGGUUUUACCUUCUCCAUUCCUGACCAGGGGCCACCCCUGCCUGGUACCUUCUCUGUGACUGCCUGAACAGCAGCGUUGGGGAGGGAUCAGACCUUUGAUGUCUUGGGGAAACUUGGGCUAGGUCCGUGGCCUGCCACCGGAGCCAUACUCCCGCCCGAGCAGCUGAGGGCCCAGUAGGAGGCAUGUGGCUGGUUUAGGUUGAAUCUUGUCUGACCUGGCACUUAGACCUUUGAGACCUCAGACCUGUGUCCCAGGCUCAAGGUCAGGGCUGGAGGGCCGGGGUGACACACUCAGUCCUAGCUCCGCAGACAGUGGAGCACUGAGUCAGGCUCGGGUGCACCUGAGACACAGCUCCGAGCUGUUUCUUCUUCCCUGCUCUGCCUCCGGCAUCUUCCGCUUGUCUAACUAGGAGGCCGUUGUAGUUGGUUGUAGUCAACUCAGCUGAGCAGUGUUGGGGUGGUUUGAAGUUUCUUUUUUGUAACUUGUUUUUGCAGAGCAUUUGAGGCCACUUUUCCUUCUCUUUGACCCUUUUCCCGGCAGCCACUUACCCCAGGGAGGCAUGGGAUCACAUAGGACAUCCCUUUCACCCUCCCCUUCUCUCCAAACCUAGGUGGGAUCACAGAAUGCAAGAUGUAAGAAUGCCAAGUGUUUAAAGUUGCAGAGAAUAAUCUCUGAUUUGAAGGCUUUGACACAAGAUCAACUCCUUUUGGCUUAAAUGAAUUUAAUGAGCCAGAGGACCCUGAGGAGGAGAUACGUUGAUUUCCCACUCUAAGAUGCUAAAGAGGUGCUUUUUGCACCAUCUCUGUGUAGACUGUAAAAAUAGCAGCAUCUGCCCCUCUCCUCCCAGGGAGAGAAGAACGAACAAAUCCAGGAGUCCCCGAUACACCCAGAUGCCAACCUCGGACGUGUGGCAGGGGUUUGGAGACCCCUUGGAGGGGGACGUGCUGUCCUCUUUCCGGCAUGGCUUUCACUUGGUGCUUUGGAGGUUGGGUGAGGGACCCCGUAGGUAGUUGGCCUGUUGGCAGAAUCUGUUUAGGAACAGCCGAUCUCGAGGCUGUCCCUCUGACAGCACCCGGCUACAGCAGGUAGGUGGGAAGUAGGGAGACCCUAAGGGAAGCGACUUCUUCUCUUCCACCCCCAACAGGCCUCCAGUGCUGGAGCACAGGCCACUGUGGCUGUGGAGGGCCACAGGAUCAAGCCCUUCUUUGCAUGAAGCAGUGUUAGGUGUGACUCUUCCCCCAUUUCCUCUGUAUUUCUUUUUCUAAUCUCUGCUACUUUUCUUAGUCCUGGCUUCUGCCCAGGGAGGCUUCUACCCAGUCUUCUUUUGCAAUUUGUCUCUGGGAAAGGGGGCUCCCCUCCCCCCAGCUUUGCCCCAGCAGAGCCAGCAGAAUCUUCCUGGUCUCCCAUCAUCUCUCAUCCACACAUGGUUUCUAUCUUCUGGGGCAGAAGAGCUCAGAGCUUUUAAUGGAUCAGGAGAUAAUGCCAGCCCUGAGAAACCUGCCCCUGGAGAAAGGUUCCUUUGGGCCAUGCUUUGAGCUCUCUGCUCUGUUUUUAUUCGAUUCUCCAAUUUCUGUCCUCCCCUUGCCUUGGGCCUAAGCUCAGCACAGCACAGCAGAUACACAGGAGUGCGUGCUUAGGGCAGCUCCUAGGCCUGGACCGAGCUCUCAGGGAGGAGUUAGAGAAAUAUUCCAGCAUCCUCAUGCCUGGCCCUUUUGGUUUCAGCAUUUCGUUACCCAGCCAGUAGCUUCGGGUUAUCCGUUGUAGCUCCAGACCCAGUGCUGGGAGCAGAAAAAUAGGGUACUUACAGGAACUGACACCUCUCUCUCACGUUAGAAUUCGCCAAGUAUGGGCCUGGCUCCCAGGAGGCAGUUUUCUUCCAGGGGCUGCCCCCUAGCUGACCUGAUGUCUCCAGACCUGGAGGGACUGCUGUGCCCGCCCGUCUCUCCAUCCGCCGUCUGGCUGGACUGACACAGCAGUAGAAGUGGUUUGGUCUGUUGGACCCCGUCAUGCUGCUCUUUCUUCACCAGCUUCUUUGUGUCACAUUGGCUUCCUUCUGGAGGGAUGAUGCGGCCGAGUCCUCAGAGAAGGGGGAGGGAAGGAGGGUAGAGGCGCUGGUCUGCUUCUCUAGUUCCCACCUCCCAGCCCCACCCCGUCUCCCUCUUCCCCGAAACCUGAGCACGUCAGGCCAGGCCUUGUUGGUACCAGGACAGCAUCAGCUCACUCCUCAGCAAUAACCUAGGGUUUGUGGGCGGCUUUGGGCUCUGGGGAGGAACAGAAUCGAAGAGGGGAGUGAUGCGGGUGGGGGCACUUGGCCAUCUGCUAACUUGGAGACCCAUUUUGUAUCCUGCCCUCCUCUUAAGCCGGUGAGCUGGGCUUCCGUUUUUCCCAGGUCAUGCACACCUUUAAUUUAUUUGAGAGAAACUCUAAUUGUAUUUUCACUGCAGUAUCUUGUAUUUUUUAUUUGUGAUUUAAGAAAUGUGAAGAGAAAAUACAGACACAUAAUGGCUAACAGUGUUUCUUUCAUUCCUUGUUCUAGAGCUAACCACUCUAAAAUUGUUUGGUAAUGUCACUUAGUGUAAUUAAUUGUAACAUAUUCUUUUAAAUAAAUUGAUUUAUUGAUGAAA